AUGGACAUCGCAUACGACCACAUCCAGGAGGAGAUUCUGACCUCCAAGCAGGACGACGCUCCGUCCAACUCCAACGCUCAGCAGUCCAACAUCAACCUCAACACCGAGCUCCAGGAGACCUUCCGCGCUUUCUCUGCCAGCCCGUGGGGCACGACCAUUGGAGGAUUGUGGGAUAAUGUGCGCAAGCAGGGCGAGAGCUACUACGAGGGCGCUCGUCAGGAGUAUGCAGCCGCCAGCGAAGAAGCCGUCAAGGGGUUCUCCGACCUGAAAGAAAGCCUCGUCGAUCGGACAAAGGGACUGUCGCUCAGCGCGACCGGGCUUACAGGCGGUGGCGGCGAGGGCCAGACCGACGAGGCCACCACGCCGACAGCGUCGACUGAAAAGGAGUCUCAAGAGAAGGGCGAGGCGACCCCUGCUGCCGGUGGCGAGGGCUUCAUUUCCCGCUUAAAGGCGGAGGCGGCUCGACGACUCAAGGAAAUCGAAAAGGCGGAAGAGGCUGCGGACGAGGCGAUCCUGCGAUUUGGGAUGAACAUCAGCCAGAAGCUGCGCGAUGCAGUAAGCAUCGUGCCUCCUGAGGCUGAUGCUGAGGGCAAGCUCUUGUUCGAGAGCAAGGAUGCUGAGGGCAAGCGGGUCAUCCACGCCACGCGGUUUGAUGCCCAGCUGCACGUAAUCCACUCCAAUCUCGAGAGCUUCACAAAGGACCCUGCUAGUGACAAGUGGCCGGCCUUCCAGAAGGAAUUCAGUGUCGAGGGCAACACGGAGCAGAUCGCUUCCCACUUGGAGAAGUACCCCGAGCUGCGGGCCGCCAUGGAGAAGCUCGUCCCGGAGCAAGUGGAAUAUGCGGAUUUCUGGACUCGGUACUAUUUCCUACGCCUUGUUAUCGAGACUGAGGAGCAGAAGCGCAAGGAACUUUUGAAGGGCGCCAAUACCGAGGAGGAAGAAGAGGUCGGCUGGGACGACGACUCGGACUCUGAGUCUGAGUCUCCCUCGACACCCCAGCUCCGUUCCAGCAACCAAAACCCCGCUCCCAGUCAGGAUGCUCCCGAGGCCGAUGCCCCCAAGCCGGAUACCCCGAAGGCAGGCGCCCCGAAAGCAGAUGCCCCGAAAGCCGAGCCUCGCCGGUCAAAUGACCAGCAGUCGCAGGCCGAUAGCGAAUCCAGCUACGACGUUGUUAGCGGCACGGCCAGCCGGACGCCUGGAAGCCCCAAAGAAAAGAGUCCGACGUCGGACGCAAAGGCGGAUGAGAGUGACGAGGACUGGGAGUAA
Molecule: messenger RNA, 1266 nt
Organism: Penicillium alfredii
Lineage: Eukaryota; Fungi; Ascomycota; Eurotiomycetes; Eurotiales; Aspergillaceae
Product: BSD domain-containing protein
Exons: 2
Coding region: 1-1266 (421 amino acids)
Cellular component (GO): cytoplasm
Source: RefSeq, a predicted model, not a curated record